This is a messenger RNA of Danio rerio (zebrafish), 1908 nucleotides long. Lineage: Eukaryota; Metazoa; Chordata; Actinopteri; Cypriniformes; Danionidae. The record is from RefSeq and is a predicted model, not a curated record.
GUGCAAAAGUCCCUUCAGGUGCUCCGUAGGAAAAAGUCGCGAAAAAAGAAAGAACCAACAACAACCGUCUUUGGCUUUUUCAAAAGCAUGCCUUCAGAAAAUAAAACGGAAGCGCAGGAGAAAUACUUUCUCGGGCAAAGAUCAUGUUCAUGCAAGUUUAUUGGGCUCCCUCUGCUAGUAACCAUAAGUUUUCUGGUGGAAUGGUCCUAUAUAGUCAAUGAUAAUCAGAAACACCCUCCAAUCAGCUCUUUUUCUCGGCACUUUGCAGAGCUCCACAACUCUUCAACCUCUGAUGAUUCUGCGGGGUCUCAUUCACUAAGAAGCUUUUUUCAGUCAGAAUUUGGAAUCAGUUCGCAGAGUUACUAUAUGUUGCAGGAGGCUGUUUACUGGCCCGGGCCUCAUAGACGAACUACAAGUUUAUUAAAGAGUUCUAGUCCAGAGCACACCAAAUUCACCAUUCAGAAUCUGAAAGAGAGCUACCAAACUGGUGAGGAACUGUUCGUUAUGGUGCAUGCAAAGGAUUUCAAAAAAAGGUUAAAAAGAUAUGGGGGAGACUUUUUUCAAGCCAAGUUAUUCUGGUCUAGAUCUAAGGUCAGUGAUUGUUCUCAUUUGUACCGUGUGAAUGGGCUUUCUAUUGAGAAUGUUCCUCUGUCACAGGCCAGUGUUUUUGGGGAGGUGGUGGACCUGCUCAAUGGCUCCUACUCUGUGCGUUUCCUCCUGCCUUGGGUCGGACAGGCUCAGGUUGCUGUGCGUUUAAUUCACUCUAGUGAAGCUGUGCAAGUCUUGAAGCAUCACAGAGAUACUGACUCAGACAGAGUGUCCUAUAAUGGAUAUUAUGAGGCUCCGGGACCAAAUAAAACCAGGCUGAGUGAAGUUGUGGAGUGUAAUGUGAAGUGGGACAAGAAUGGAUUAGAGCGAUUAGGAACCAAAAACUGCUGUUGUGAAUACAGCGAUCUUCGUACCAGAGAAACAUGGCGCUGCAAGAAACCCAAAUCUCUGCCAUGCAGUGCCCUCGUCUACCACUCCUUGGGGUCUUACAGAAACAGACUGAAAAAACUGGAGCAAACACUAAUCCAGAAAAGUAACAAAGCUAUCAGGGGAGAUAAGAGAAUCAUCAAAAUUCUUCAUUCUCAUGGAAAUAAAACCAUUGAGAAAUGUCGACCUGGUUUGCACACCCCAGUACCAGCUGGCUUUUUCCUACAUGACGUGUGGACAUCAUUUGUCUGCAACACCAGCCAGUUUACACCCCAAACCACAACCAAGUGCCUGAAGGACAAACACAUCUACAUGAUGGGAGACUCAACUAUGAGACAGUGGUUUGAGUUCUUUGUGAAAACAAUACCAACCCUGAAGCAGAUGAACCUCCAUGUCCGAUAUCAAACCGGGCCGCUCAUGGCAGUUGAUGUGGAAAACAACAUUGACUUACACUGGAGGGCUCACGGUCUUCCUCUUCGCACUUUGAAGACAGCGGUGGCUAGUUUGCAUUAUAUCAGUAAUGAGAUUGAUGACCUGGCUGGAGGCCCUCACACAAUCAUCAUGCUCAAUCUGGGACCCCAUUUCACCACGUACCCUCUGGAUUUCUUCACUCUUCGGGUGUUGAGGAUUCGCAAAGCUGUUCUUGCACUUUUACAGCGAGCGCCUGAUACUACUGUUAUCAUCAAGACUGUAAACACUGGAUAUAAGGAUAUUUUCGGCAGUGACUGGUAUUCUCUGCAGCUAAACAGAGUUCUGCGUUGGGCUUUUCAGGAUGUGGGUGUUUAUAUCUUGGAUGUGUGGCAAAUGACGGCCUGUCACUACAGCAAAGAGAACAUUCAUCCAGGCCCCAUUAUCAUCAAAAAUGAGAUUGAUGUUUUACUGUCUUUUAUUUGCCCUAAGUGAAUUAAAUAGAUCUCUACAGUUUAUUAUUGA